Penaeus indicus is the source of this 7123-nucleotide messenger RNA. Its product is annotated as afadin-like. The record is from RefSeq and is a predicted model, not a curated record. Gene Ontology annotation, molecular function: cell adhesion molecule binding. Gene Ontology annotation, biological process: regulation of protein localization. Gene Ontology annotation, cellular component: adherens junction. The transcript has 10 exons. NCBI's taxonomy places the organism in Eukaryota, Metazoa, Arthropoda, Malacostraca, Decapoda, Penaeidae. The coding region runs from base 565 to 6009 and encodes 1814 amino acids.
GGAGGGCAGUUGUUCUGUGGACGCGGUGCUGAGCGGACGUGCGGACGAGCGCUCAACGCAUUCGGUGUGCUCCGCGAUUUCACCAGUCCGAGUGUCUCUCUUGCUGACCAUUUUCGCUUCGUGUACCUGGAGGAAGCGAAGGGCAGAGAGAUAGUAGUGUUGGUGAACUUUGUUUUAUCUAGUGACUCACGUGAAGUUAUUGUUUUUAGUGGUAAUAUUAUUGUUAUUUUAGUGGGUGUCUGAGUGUGCGUUCCUCCCACUGGCUUCAUGAAUGAGAUUUACCGCGAGUGUAAACCUGUGCGUUCAUGUGCUUGCCUUGGUGGAUUCCCGGAUGUGUGGUAGCGACGUUGCGCCCACCGCCCGUGUGACAAUGUGCUGAAGUGUUGCACCCUGCGACGCCCCAAGAACCGCCGCUGCCAGCGAUCAGCGAGGGCGUGCGCCCGUCCAUCGUCUUCGUUUCGCCCGGUCCGCCGUGCCCUUUGAGAGCCGUGAGGGCGCAAGCUCGUCCGCCGCAGAGGAGAAUGGUUACGGGCGCGGCGAGGCUGUAGCAGCGCCCCCGCCAGCAUGGUGUACCUGAGUGAGGGCGGGCGCGGGUGGGCGGGCGGCGAGGUGGUGCUGCCCUCGCCCGGCUCCGAGCCCCCGCCCCCCUACUCCCCUCCGCGCGUGCCCCCCCACCAGCGCUUCUUCCCCCCCGCCUUCCCUGCCCUCCUCCCUCAUCACCACUACUUCCAGCCCUUCGCCGACUACUACGACCUCACGCCCGCGCCCUCGCAGCCCGGCAGCCUCUCCAGCCACGACGCGGCGCCCCCCAUCAAGGACCCCCCUCCCCCCUACCCACCCAUGCCAUCCCUCAAGGCCGCCCAUGCCGCCCUCAACCACGGCCCCUCGAGCGCCUUCUCGCCGCCCACCAAAACCAUCAAAUACACUUACCCGCCGCCCUACACGCCCACGGACACCGGGCAGGGGAAGGUGGGCGUCCCCGCCCCGCAGGACGAGAGGCGCGAGGGGCAACGGGACGCGGGCGGCGGCCGGGCGACGGAGCCUCGUCACCGCGAGCGCCGCUCACGCCCGCACGCCCACGACAAGACGCGCUCCCUGGACCAUCGUGAUCCCCGCAAUCGCACUGCCGCCCACGCCCAGCACCGGGCGGCCAGUGGUUUCCGGCGCACCGAGGCGAGUGCCAGAGUGCCCGGCGACACCACACACGGUGGCCACGGGCGCGUCCCCCCCCUGGUGGCCCCGGGCGGUGGCACUGGGCACCCGCGCGGCCCGCUCCUGCGCACGGGCAAGAGUUUGGAGCUGCCGCACGAGCGCACGUCGCACCCGCCGCCCGCCACCGCCCACACACAUCCCGCCCACGCCGCCCAUCCCACCCACCCGCGCCUCCCCCUCCUCACCAAAGACGGCGCCCAAGGCACGCCGCCCCGCACCAAAGAGCCCUCGGGCGCCCCCCGCCCCUCGGGCACCAAUGCAACCUCUAAGUCAGCUCGCAACGCCCACAUGGGCGUCGGCCCCGCCAAGCCCGCCCGCAGCCGGCACUUGGCUCACACGUCGCCCCCUGCGCAGGCGCGGGCGCGUCCCACUAGUCGCAGUGAAGAGAGAUGGGCGGCGAGAACGUCUCGCCUGGAAGCGGCGGCCGCCCAGGCUAUGCAGGCCGCCCGCGCCGUGCCCGUCAACUUCGUCCACAGUCAGCCCGGCGCCCUCGCCCACGCCCCCGCGGAGGCGGAGCACCACAUGAGCCGCGGGCGGCUGCGCUCGUGCCGCUCGCUGGACGAGCUGUCGGACCUGCUGGACGAGGAGGCGCCGCGGCCGCCCGUGGCCACGCGCAGCCUGGACGACCUCACGGAACCACUCUACGAGAACGUCGACAUCAUCCACGCCCAUGCCCGCGCCCACCACCACCGCGCGGCGCACAACACGAGCGUGCCCGACCUGCUGGAGGCGCCGCCGCGGCCGCCGCGCCAGAGGAACAACUCUCUGUCGUCACUGCUGGACGACCUGGGCAGCUGCGCCUCGGCGUCGCUGGCCCGCCGCGCCCUCAACACCAGCGUGCCCGACGUGCUGGAGGCGGGCUUCUCGUGGGGCUCGCCGACCUCCACGCUGCGCUCAGCCGCCUCCUCCGCCGCCGCCUCUGCGCCGCGCCACGCGCACGACGCCACCAGCGACAUCAGCGUGCAGCUGCAGAAGAUCCGCGAGGUGGCGCGGGUGCUGGACGUGAAGUACCGCCGCGGGGAGCUCUCGUCGUCGUCCGCCAGCAGUAGCGGCCCGCCCUCGGCGCACACCUCGCCCCGGAUGCCCUCGUCCGAACACACACCGCCCCACCACCACGCCCCGGGGGUGCCCGCCCGCGCGCCCGUCAUUCACGACGUACUGCGAGACAGCCAGAAGCUGCAGCAGCAGCAGCCUCCGAGCGCGGCGGGCACGUCGCUGCCCUCGCUGGAGGCAGACGCCACUAGUCAGGAGAGCGGCUACAGCUCGGUGGACUCGAGGUCCUUCAGGCAGCACCAGCGCUCGCCGCCAGACGCUGCUGCCUCGCCGCCGCAGCACCCAAGCCAGCAGAAGCAGCUGCAACACCAGCAGCUGCGGCCUCAGGAGCAGUCAAAGUCCGGCGGCCAGCAGCAGGCACGGGCCCUCCAGCAGGACAGUCGCGCGAUUUCCCAGCAGGGUACUGGGUCUCACCGUGGCCAGAAUAACCAAAGCAAUUACCACGACAUCAAUGAGCUCAAUCGGAAACAUCAGAUGCAACAGCAACAGAGACCGGAAAAUGCGGCUUAUCGUCAACAGGAACAGCACCAGCAAAAGCUGUCUCCACGCCAACAGCAGCAGUAUCAGCACCGCACGCAACCUCCACAGCAUCAGCAGCAGUCUAAGCAUCAACAUCAACAAAUGCAACAGCUUAGACCUCAACAAAAGUCCUCUCAACAGUACAACCCACAAAAGACGUUUCUACACCGACAGCAACAGCAGCAAGAGGAGGAGAGCCACUCCCUCCCGUACCAACACCAGCAUGUACAGCAGCUGCACAUACAACAGGGCGUGAACCAGGACAAGCUCGGGAUCUACAUCAAGAGCGUGGUGCCGGGCGGAGCCGCAGACCAGGACGGAAGGCUGCAGGCCGGCGACCAGUUGCUGUCGGUGGACGGCAAGUCCUUGAUCGGCAUCAGUCAGGAGCGUGCGGCCGAGUACAUGAUGGAGACGGGACCCGUCGUGACGCUGCAGGUGGCCAGGCAAGGGGCCAUCUACCACGGCCUGGCCACCAUCCUGUCGCAGCCGUCGCCGCAGGUCAACCGAGCCUCCCAGCGGAAGAUGCGGUCUCGGGCGGAGGAGGUCGGCCGCGCCGCCGCCAUGACUAACAGCCAGUCCGCGCCUAACAUGGGCGGCUACAACGAGCGGCUGGUAGACUGGAAUCAGCCUCCCCGCCACCACCCCCUCCCCCCCACCUCCUCCCACAGCUCCCUGAUGGCCAGGUCGAGCCCCAACCUGGCAGCGGCACCAGAAGGUUACCCUGGUGGUCGUCACUUGAGUGAGCGUGAUCUGCCAUCUAAAGUCCUCCGUGAACACAACCAGGAACCCCCUGCACCGCCCCUUCUCCAUCAGGCUCCCCGUAUGCAAGCGUCAAAGUCUGUCCCCUCAUUAAAUAGUGAAGCUGGUAGUAGUGUUGGGGGAAAACCAGCAUCACUGGAGGUCUUCAACCCUUCGUACUCUCGCACCUCCUCAAACACCUCUUUGUCACAGCCUCAGAACCCACACUUCCCUCACCAUCCCCACCAACAUCCACAACAACAACCGCAACACCAGCAGCAACAGCAGCAGCACCAGCAACCACCUAUUCGCUCAAGGUCAACUCAAAAUCUCAGUGAUGGAAGUUAUCCAGGCCUUGUGGGUAGGCACCCUAGCAACCCAAGCCUUGUGGUGGAGGAGGAGCGCUACUAUCAAAAUGUGAACUUCCACCAGGGUCCUCAGGAUCCUCGCAUGGGCUCGACACGUACUCGUCCCAGCCAACCACUUCCCAUGGGGUCUCCUGCUUCCCAGGGCCCUCCAGAACAGAUGCGUCCUGACCACCCACGACAUGAGCCCCGUAGUGAGCGACCUGCUUCAGCCUUCAUGCAACGUGAAGACAUGGUGCCACAGAGGACAGAAAUGACCAGACCUGCUUCACAGCGUGACAUUCGCGCUGAUGCUAAAAUGAUGGAGAUGACAGAAGAAGUGCGUCGGAGAGAAGAGCGCAUGCGCCUCAAUGGUCACCCACCUGCAUCCCAGCAACAGCGGCCAGGCCCACAGCAGGCUCAUCGUGUGCCAAAUACUUACUCCCCAGGAACUCCCUUUUCCCCAGAAGGCUUUAAUGGGCCUCAGGGUUUCCCAGGUCAGCACCCAGGCUAUCACCCAACCACAUCCCAGCCCAUCAGCCCUCAAGGGACCAUGGCAGGACUCCAGCAGCAGCCCCAGCAUGCUCACCCCCAGUAUGCAGGUCACCCACAGGGCUUCCCAGGUGGCAAGUUCCCCCCACCAACUGCUCCCAAGCCAAAAUCACAAGUACCUCAGGGACCUCUCUCUCCUGAUGCUCCAGAAAAACCUAUGCGGCAGUAUGGGUAUGAGGGUAUCAAUGCAGAUGCUCCCCCCAGGCCUCCACCACCAGAGGAUGGAUACCGUGACUCACCUCCCCCUCCACCCCCUCCAACCUCCACACACCCUCUCUUGCAGACCAGUCGUCCAGCCUCCAAUGUUGGCUACAACAUGAACUCUGGACAAGGAAACAAGUCUGUAUUCAAUAAGACCAGUCCAUGGGACAGGGAAGAAAAAGAAAGAAAUGAUCGUCGGCGUCGUGAGGCUGUGCGACACUGGCGAGAUGAACAGAUCUCCUCUCUGGAGGGAAUAGAAAAUCGUACAACCCAACAGGAAGAAAGACUACGCACCCUGAGGCUUGAAAAGGAGUUCCAGCGCCGUGCAGAAGAAAUGAAUAAUGAUGAUGAUGAGGAUGAGGAUGAGGAUGAGGAUGUGGAAGAACGAGAGAAUCACAGAGAAAAUGAGGAUGAUGUAAAAUAUAAUCAAGAGAAUAAUGCUACAAGGGAAUACAAUAAGCUCCCAGGAAAUGCUCCUCUCAUCACCAGUGGGCAAGAGCCACGCAUGAAUGGUGGAGGACCUGUGGAUGAGGAAAGAGCACGAAAGGUGGACGAGAUCCGAAGGAAACAGCAGGAGCUUGAAGCUGCUAGUGAGGUGGAAGAGCGACUCCUACGUGAAGCGCAGAGGCGACAGCAAGAGGAACAACUGAGACGCUUCCAGUUGCAACAAGAGCAGCCACAACGGCAACAGCAGCAGCAACAACAGCAGCAGCAGCAGCAGCAGCAUUCACAUUACCAGCACCAACAUCAUGCCACUCAAAGACUGGACACUCUGGUUGGAUCUCCAUUCCAGAACCAGUAUAGUAAUGGUCCUGUCAAUGGUUCACGAAAUCUUGGUGGCUACCCAGAACACAACCAGAGUACUGACAGCAAUCAUGGCAUGGAUGCACUAGUACCAGGAGCUCAGCACAGUCCGGUGCCUCCUGAGCGAGGGUCAUCUUAUAGCAUAAUGCAACAGCAAUCGCAACACUCUUCAAACAAUAAUCGACACAAGGGUCCUGAUGGUCCUCCCACUACAAUAAAACGUGUCCAGUUCUCUGAGACAACAACUAUGGACACCCACAUCACUUAUGAUAAUAAUGCAAACCAGGAGAAGACUCCAAGGCAGGAUCCUGAUAAUUUUAUCAAUGAAGCAGAGACUCUUCUUAACUCCUCUCCAAACCGCACUGGUGGAACACCAGGUGUUAUUGGUGCUCAGGAAGUAUACAGGGAUCCUCGUUGGCGCCGCCUGCAAGAAAAGCAAGCGCAGCAAGCAGCAGCCAAGACCCCUGGCCCUGAGAAACUCUCCUUCAAGGAGAAGAUGAAAAUGUUUGCUAUGGAAACUGGCGAGGCUGAAACACCCAAAGACAAAGUUAAAAUCAGCCGUGCUCAGAGAGACAUUGAACACUGAGGAAAAGAAACACAUUAAUGGCUGUUACUUGAUGUACCAGUGAGAGACAGUCUAAGGUCACAGUGGUUCUCAGUUUACAUAAGACAAAUAUUCUGCAGGAGAUGCUUAUGAACGUGUGAUUUGACAAAGGAAGGUCUGACUUCGUUUCGUAAUUGCUGUAAUAUUCAGUAAACCGAGACCAGUUGUUAUAUAUAUAUAUUUUAUAUUUCUUUUACUCUAUUUUAUGUAUAGCUGACCAUUUGAUGCAAGUCAAAAGUUAGUAUGUUGUUAUUUUAGAUUGCUGCAAACAUUUUAUUUCAAAUGAGCUAAAGGACAUAAAUGUAUAUUAUUGGCAGCUUGUUGGGGAGGAUAAGACCUUUUGUGUUCCUGUAAUAUAGUAGCUAGCAUUUCAUACCCACAUAUCAGCACGAGUACAAAGUGUACAGAAGUGGAGCAUCUCCCUCCAGCAACUGUCAGGGCAGCUGGCCACCUGCUGAGGUGUUGCCAGUACCCAGGGAACUUCAUCAGUCAUCUCCCCGCCUCAUGUGGACCAAACGGAGGACCCACAUAGUUUACCUAUAUACUAAACCAAGCCUUUAUAGGAAUGCAUUGUUGUUGACCUGCCUUAUAGAUUGGCCAAUGAUUCAUUUACUGUCACAUCAUUGGACUUAUAGCUUUGUAGGUCAAUUGUCCCUACAAGGUAUUGGCUAUAUCCCCCUGUACAUAUGUAAAGUUUGAGGAUAUGGUAGGUAGGCAUCACUGCAUACUCAACCAAAACCUGCACGUUUGCUUCAGUAUUGUGGUUAAAAAUGAGUUUUGGUAAAACAUUUCCUUGGGUUCUCUUUCCAUAUGUUCCACAUAAGAAAAUAGUGUCAUUAAUACCCUAAGUGGGAAUCUUGCAAAGGAAUCUUGUCACAAUUACUAGAUAGAGUUGGUCAUACCUUCACACUUAGUAAAUGUCUGUCAUAUUGGAUGAAGAAUAAUUAUAUAAUGUACAUUUAUCAAUUAUUUUAUGAUUACUAUGGAACAAAGUGUGGUAGGCUGGGGUAUGUGGAUAGAAGAUUAGUUGUGUCUGUGAUAAAGGGUGACCCCAGCCUCGCCUCACUCAUUUUACACAAUACAAUAAACACAGAUA